Messenger RNA from Melozone crissalis (California towhee), 738 nucleotides. Its product is annotated as ras-related protein Rab-42-like. The coding region runs from base 1 to 738 and encodes 245 amino acids. Gene Ontology annotation, cellular component: Golgi membrane. Lineage: Eukaryota; Metazoa; Chordata; Aves; Passeriformes; Passerellidae. The record is from RefSeq and is a predicted model, not a curated record. Gene Ontology annotation, molecular function: GTP binding; GTPase activity. The transcript has 3 exons.
AUGAUCCAAAGCCCUCAGCUGGAGACACAGCACGAGUACGGUGGGUCGGGAUCGAGUCAGCUCAGCCAUGGAGACAGAGAUUCCCCCCAGGAUCCUGAGCCCGAGGGACACUUCCAGUUCUGUGUCAUCACGCUGGGAGAUGCAGCCGUGGGCAAGUCCUCCCUGCUGCGCUGCUUCACUCAUGGGCCGACUGGGGGUCCUGGUGGGGCAGCCAUGCCAGGCCCUGCCGUCGGCGUUGAGUUCUACAGCCGGACUAUCCCGAUGCCACCCACCGGCAAGGCCAAGCUGCAGCUCUGGGACACGGCUGGCCAGGAGCAGUUCAGAUCCAUCACCAAGUCCUUCUACCGGAGCGCGGCGGGGGUGCUGCUGGUGUUUGACCUCACCAACCGAGCAUCUUUUGAACACGUUCCUGAGUGGUAUCACGAGGCUGCGGGGGACGAGCUGCCUGCCUUCGUCCUGGUGGGACACAAGUGUGACCUGGUGGAUGAGCGAGCUGUGUCAGCAGAGGAAGCUGUACACCUCGCCGCCACUCUGGGCAUGGCCUUCGUGGAGACCUCGGCCCACAGCAACCUCAACGUGGAGUUGGCCUUCCAGACACUGGCUGGAGGUAUCCAGCAGGCACUGGGCCAGGGGAUCCUUGCCCCACACCAGGGAUGUGAUGGCAUCAGGCUCAUCCCCAGCCAGAGUCACCGCCAGCCCCUGGCAGGGAGGAAGCCCCACAAGCGCAGCCAGUGCUAA